This is a messenger RNA of Acanthaster planci (crown-of-thorns starfish), 1270 nucleotides long. RefSeq lists its product as uncharacterized. The record is from RefSeq and is a predicted model, not a curated record. NCBI's taxonomy places the organism in Eukaryota, Metazoa, Echinodermata, Asteroidea, Valvatida, Acanthasteridae. Gene Ontology annotation, cellular component: nucleus. Gene Ontology annotation, biological process: transcription initiation at RNA polymerase III promoter; transcription by RNA polymerase II.
GCUACAGAGCACCAUACCAGCUAUCAAAAUGGCGACUCACUUGGCUCGUGAACCUAAUGUGUGAUGGUACUUGACACUGUUUAAGUGGAGCAAAUUUAUUAGUAACAAUGUUGUUGUCAAAACUGAAAUACUUGAAAGAAGAAGAAAAGGCUUUAAAGGACAUAGAGAUGAUGAUCAAGGAGCAGAUCAAUCGUUUGAAGCAAGAGGAGCUUUAUCUGAAUAGCCUUCUGAGGAACUCCAGUGAGAAAGGCAACCCAGCAUUUUCAUUGUCACUGAGUCAACCAAAGCAGAAAGACUUAUUGGAUGUUGAUAACGCUGUGAACAAAGUACCACUGGAUGACCUUCAGUCAGCUUCACAUCGACAGCUUCAUGCAAAUGACCUUGAGGAUGCUGAAGAAGAUGACGAGGAGGAAGAGAUGGACUCUGGAGACGACCGGGGAAGCCAAGAGGAGAACAAAAUCAACAAGGAUCUCAUGGCACUGAUGCGACAGAUGCAAGGAGAGGAGUACUACGAAGAUGAUUCUUGAGAUUGUCACCUUGGAGAUGGGAAAAGGGGAUCAACAAAACGUUGCCAGCACAGGGAAGGGGAAUUAUUUAGAGAGAUGCAAAAAAGACAUUGUGUGAAGAUCUCAUGAAGUGUUACUGUUUGAUACUUCUGAGGAGAGAGUACUUUUGAGAGAAGUGGAGGCUAGAUGUGCGUUUCAGAGUUGAUUUGACAGUAGGGAAGAGUAAAUGAAAAGCUGUUCAACUCAGCUUGAACUGAUUCUAUGAACAGACUCAAAAGAUGCGUUGCCAUGGAGACAAGCCAACAGCUGGGAAUGAGCGCAUUGUGUUGCCAGGAUAGUAGUAGGAAAAAAUGAAGAUCUGUGUUGUCCAAGUUCUUGAUGUGUCACAUCGAAAAUGACACUGGGACAGCGAGAGACGGAGAAAGAAACUGACAUACUGCCAUGUACUUACGACCAGGAUGUUACAUGGGAAAUUGUAAGCAAGGAAAUUGGCAUUUACGAGUCUUGUAAAACAAGAAGUUGGUAUCUGGGCAACUGGUUACACUGCACACAGAAGACAUGUUGCCGUCACCAAGGUGGGGUGUGGGCAUUAUGUGGGAGGCAUGUAGGUAAUACCAUUCAGCUGGAAGGCCACAACCAAUUAAAUUGUACCUCGAGGAUUAUUCUGCUACCUCUAGGCCCAUAAUGACCACUAAAAAGAAAACGUAAAGCAACUCUAAGAGACCAAUCCAAGAAUAAAGAAAUUACACAAGACUGUCAGUGUU